Molecule: messenger RNA, 4606 nt
Organism: Synchiropus splendidus (mandarinfish)
Lineage: Eukaryota; Metazoa; Chordata; Actinopteri; Syngnathiformes; Callionymidae
Gene: gphna
Product: gephyrin a
Exons: 23
Coding region: 26-2425 (799 amino acids)
Biological process (GO): molybdenum incorporation into molybdenum-molybdopterin complex; Mo-molybdopterin cofactor biosynthetic process; gamma-aminobutyric acid receptor clustering
Cellular component (GO): dendrite; postsynaptic specialization; cytosol
Molecular function (GO): molybdopterin molybdotransferase activity
Source: RefSeq, a predicted model, not a curated record
CACAGUGCAGACAGGAGUUGUAAACAUGGCGACGGACGGGAUGGUGCUCACCAACCACGACCAUCAGACUCGAGUGGGGAUCCUAACAGUCAGUGAUAGCUGUUUCAAGAACUUGGCUGAGGACCGGAGUGGGGUCAACCUGAAGGAUCUAGUCCAUGACCCGUCACUGCUCGGUGGAGUCAUCUCGGCUUACAAGAUCGUUCCAGAUGAGAUUGAUGAAAUCAAGGAAACCCUUCUGGAGUGGUGUGAUGAGCAGGAACUGAAUCUUAUUCUUACCACUGGAGGAACUGGAUUUGCACCCCGAGAUGUUACACCUGAGGCCACCAGAGAAGUCAUCGAGAGAGAGGCACCUGGAAUGGCUCUGGCCAUGCUGAUGGGAUCCCUCAAUGUGACGCCUCUGGGCAUGCUGUCCAGGCCUGUGUGUGGAAUCCGUGGUAAAACUCUUAUCAUCAACUUGCCCGGCAGCAAGAAAGGAUCGCAGGAGUGUUUCCAGUUCAUCCUCCCUGCUCUGCCUCAUGCCAUCGACCUGCUGCGCGAUGCCACGGUCAGGAUCAAGUCCACGCAUGCUGCUCUGGAGCAGCUGCCCUCCCCGUUGGUGACCAACAACACCUACGCCAACAUGCACACCAUGGAGCGUGGCACCCAGUGUGAGGAGGAAGACGAUGAGGAGGAGUUAGAGGUGGAGAGGAGGAGAGGCCGCCAUGCUCACAACCACCAUCACCACCAUCACCACCAGCAUGGCUCCUCCCACAUCACCGCGGCGGCCAUUGCUGCAAAGACGAGCCAUGCUGUGGUCAUGGCCAAGGGAGCUCCCUACCUGCCUGGCAACACACCUGCCCCUCCCUCCCAUUUCACCUGCUCCUGUACACAUGAGCCGCAGAUCCCGGACUCAAUCAUUUCUCGGGGCGUUCAGGUGCUUCCUCGGGAUUCUGCGUCUUUAAGCUCCACACCGUCUGAGUCUCCGCGGGCAACACAGGCGACCUCCCGCCUUUCCACCGCUUCAUGCCCAACACCCAAGGUCCAGUCACGGUGCGGCAGCAACGAGAACAUCCUCAGAGCCAGCCACAGUGCAGUGGACAUCAGCAAGGUGGCCCGUCGUCACCGCAUGUCACCGUUUCCUUUGACCUCAAUGGACAAGGCCUUCAUUACUGUCCUGGAGAUGACACCUAUUCUAGGGAUCGAAGUCAUUAACUACAGAGACGGUUUAGGUCGAGUGCUUGCUCAGGACAUCUAUGCCAAAGACAACCUUCCUCCAUUUCCUGCCUCGGUCAAAGACGGUUAUGCUGUACGAGCUGCUGAUGGUCCAGGGGAUCGUUUCAUUAUGGGAGAGUCACAGGCUGGACAGCAGCCUACUCACACUGUAAUGCCGGGUCAAGUGAUGAGGGUUACCACUGGUGCUCCAAUCCCAUGUGGAGCAGAUGCUGUGGUCCAGGUGGAAGAUACUGAACUACUGAGGGAGUCUGAAGAUGUAAGUUCAACUUUCCACGUUUUGUGUCCGCAGUUGGUCUUGAUGUCCGCUGUCUUUCAGGGAACAGAAGAGUUGGAAGUUAGGAUUAUGGUCCAGGCCCGACCCGGUCAGGACAUCCGACCGAUUGGUCAUGACAUCCGGCGAGGAGAGUGUGUGCUGGCCAAAGGUACACACAUGGGUCCAUCAGAGAUCGGUCUGCUUGCCACAGUGGGGGUGACUGAAGUGAGCGUGCACAAGUUCCCCGUUGUGGCUGUUAUGUCCACUGGAAAUGAGCUGCUGAAUCCAGAGGACGACCUCCACCCUGGGAAGAUCCGGGACUCCAACCGCUCCACUUUGUUGGCCACGAUCCAAGAGCAUGGGUACCCCACCAUCAAUUUGGGCAUUGUUGGAGACAACCCCGACGACCUACUGUCGGCUCUCCAUGAAGGAAUCAGUCGUGCUGAUGUCAUCAUCACUUCAGGGGGCGUGUCCAUGGGAGAGAAGGACUACCUGAAGCAGGUGCUCGACAUUGACCUUCAUGCUCAAAUCCACUUUGGGCGAGUUUUCAUGAAGCCAGGUCUUCCCACAACUUUUGCCACAGUUGACAUCGAUGGAGCACGAAAACUCAUCUUUGCUCUGCCAGGUAACCCAGUGUCUGCAGUGGUGACAUGUAAUCUGUUUGUGAUCCCUGCUUUGAGGAAGAUGCAAGGCAUCCUGGACCCCAGACCGACAAUAAUUAAAGCUAGGCUUUCCUGUGAUGUCAAGCUGGAUCCCAGGCCGGAAUAUCACCGCUGUAUCCUAACCUGGCAUCACCAGGAGCCACUGCCCUGGGCACAAAGCACAGGUAACCAGGUGUCCAGCAGGCUCAUGUCCAUGCGUAGCGCCAACGGCCUGCUUAUGUUGCCGCCUAAAACGGAGCAAUACGUGGAGCUGCAUAAGGGAGAAGUUGUGGACGUCAUGGUCAUUGGGCGGCUAUGAUGCAGAUUUCAGUGUCACUCGCUACAGAUUGCCAUGGCAGUGCCAGGUCUUCCUGUCUGGACAGAAAACGGGAGGGGGCAGGAAGGGAUGCAUGUCUACCUGGUCACCAUUUGCUGUGAUGUCAUAUGCAACAGCCAAUCGGAGCCAGCUGAGGCUGAAUUGGUCUGCUUUGAGGAGAACACUGUAUUACAAUGGAGAAAAAUAAUCUAUAAAUAUGAGAUUUAUUCUGUAAUAUUAUUAAUAUUAUCCUGGUGAUUAUAAUUAUUCUUAAUUAAUAUUCUAUUAUUAUUAUUAUCAUUAUCAUUACGUUCAUGUUUCUGAUUGAAUAUCACUUAGUAGUUACCGUCCUCUUUCCUGUUCAUUUGCUUUGUGCAUCCACCCUUUCUCCUCUAUAGAUGUAGAAAUAUAAAGAGACUCUUUCUUCCCCUUUCUCUCCUGCAUCCACGACGUAGGUAUAGAAACUCCAUCCUGUAAUAUCACUUCUCCCUCUCCUAUAAUACACAUCAGGCUUUCUCUACUGUAUGAACUGAUCAGAAGACACUUUGUAUUUGUAUGUUUGUGUUGGGGUAUAAGCGACCAACACCAUCAUGAUUCUCAACGAAAGCCAUGAAACUCUUCAAGGCGUCAAAUAUAAACAUGACCUCAAACAUCCGAAGUCUUAUUGAAUCAGCUGACCCUGCUUUCAAGUCAUUGACUGUAUAUGAGACUGGAGGCUGCACCUCUUGGCGGCAAUGGUCGGUAACAGCUUUGAACAGAAUUCAAGGCGAACAGUGUCACACUCCUCACCAUGAUGAGAUGUAAAACUGACAAUCAAAGGAUGAAACGUAGUUCUUCAGUGCUCUUUGUGAGCGAGCAGAAGCCCAAUUGUGUCAGUGUUGCUGUUGCACUUUAUUACGAUGCAUAGCUGAAUUCAAACGGACGUUUAACCACUGGAAAUGAAGGAACCAUCUCUCUUUUCCCAUGAGCCCCUUCAAAUGUGACAUGAAUUUGCCUUGACACCAUAUAUACAGUCAAUGAUUUAGGUGGUGACUUACCUACGUGUCCUAGUGACUGCACCGCGCUCACUGCCAGUGGCGGCUGCGAGCUCCACUCUGGUUCUGGAUUUCAGGACGCCGAUUGGUUCAAAUCCUGUUGCCAUGUGAGUGUUUCAUGUCAGUGUUUUGUGAAGAACAGGGCACUUUCCCCCCCAAAUAUAAUCACUAUCUUAUAGGUUAUAUUUUAUUCUAAACCCGCUCCCACCAGUGGGGCCUUCACUGGUCAGCCGCCACUGGCCACUGCUGUAUCUCGGUUUGUCUGUCUAUUAUUUAUUUAUAUCAAAGAUGGCUCUGCUUUAGUUGAUCUGAAUGGCCGUGAUGAUGUCACCGGGAUGAUCUCAGACUGGACGAGUUUUGUUUCUAGAUAUAGAUGUUAGCGGGUAUUGAAGUGCUGUGCUUACCUCAGCUCUGGAGUUGAAGCACAUCUUUUUGUUGUGACGCUCCUCAGAUCUUUGUCUGAGAAAACUUCCACCCUCAAUGUUAAGCGUAUCGGUAACGUGAAUCCCUCAGUUACUCAUGCGCACAAAUACCAGUUACAGCAUUAUUACCAGUGUAAUAAUGAUUUGAAGUGCAGCAAGCUAGCCACGAUUCUGAUCCUGAUUUACAGUUGAACACUUAGUCAGUGGUCCUCAACCACUACUGUGUGCGCAAAUGUGCCCACGGAACAAAGAGGGGAGCUGAUAUGGUCAAGUGAGUCCCAUUAGCUUUUCCAACCAUAAACCGGCAUGACUUGGACCGACUUAAAUAAAUGAAAUUAAACACAAUUUCUAAGUUAAUCCCUUGAUUUUUAUUAAUUUAUUUGUGUGUUUUUGUACCCAAUAGAAGGGACUAUAAAACACAUCCAACUGGAGUUGGGGUCGCACAAAGGGGCCUCUUCGGUAGAGGUGGUUAGUAUAUCAGCAAGUCCAUCGAGCUACUAUAGUUUGCACACCUACUGCCGUCAUUGCACACCCUACGACUUUAAGGAAGACUGUUCUCCAUUAUAUAAUAGAUCUGGGAAAACUUGUCUAGGUCAUUUUAUAACAUGAAAGCUGCUAAUUUUGCUCCCUGUUCUGUAUCGUCACCACAUGAAAGCAGGGUGUUGCAUUCAGGUGCUACCACAACAGUGUUAAGGUGCUUAUAUAUAUGUGUGUAUAUAUAUAUAUGU